This is a messenger RNA of Centrocercus urophasianus (Greater sage-grouse), 3148 nucleotides long. It is a transcript of the gene SLC16A14, whose product is annotated as solute carrier family 16 member 14. Gene Ontology annotation, molecular function: monocarboxylic acid transmembrane transporter activity. Lineage: Eukaryota; Metazoa; Chordata; Aves; Galliformes; Phasianidae. Bases 172 to 1719 code for a protein of 515 amino acids. Gene Ontology annotation, biological process: transmembrane transport; monocarboxylic acid transport. The transcript is spliced from 5 exons. The record is from RefSeq and is a predicted model, not a curated record.
UCUGCCUGCCUCUUUAAGAUUUCUAUUUCUUUACUCCAAGCUUUAUUAAUUGAAGGCACGUAAUCUUACUGAGACAGCAGAAGGAAUACAGAGAGAGCCUGAUCUUCUCUGACCAGAGCCAACCCAUGAGGAGUGAGUGCUCUCAGCCGCAUACAAAAUACUGUGGAAAAAAUGUAUGCCAGUCGAGAGGAUAUUGGGUAUGAUUUUGGAGAUGACUCAAAAGCUGGAAGUAAGCCAAUUAAGCCUAAUCCAAACAUUGAUGGAGGAUGGGCUUGGAUGAUUGUAUUUUCCUCUUUCCUUGUGCACAUACUUAUCAUGGGGUCCCAAAUGGCCCUUGGAAUACUCAACAUGGAGUGGCUUGAAGAGUUUAAUCAAAGUCGUGGCUUAACAGCAUGGGUUAGCUCUCUUAGCAUGGGCAUUACACUUAUUGUAGGUCCUUUCAUUGGUUUAUUCGUUACCAUGUGUGGGUGCCGCAAAACAGCAAUAAUUGGAGGGAUAUUGAAUGCCCUAGGCUGGAUAUUGAGUGCCUAUGCCUCAAGUGUGCACUACCUCUUCCUUACAUUUGGAGUGACAGCCGGCAUCGGGAGUGGCAUGGUUUAUCUGCCUGCAGUGGUCAUGGUAGGACAAUAUUUUCAGAAGAGAAGAGCACUUGCACAAGGACUCAGUACCACAGGAACAGGGUUUGGAGCUUUCUUAAUGACAGCCUUGCUGAAGUACCUCUGCAGGGAGCUUGGGUGGAGAAAUGCCAUGUUCAUCCAGGGUGCAAUCUGCCUGAACCUUUGUGUCUGCGGGGCCCUUAUGAGACCACUUUCUCUCAAAGACGUGAAUGAAAAGUAUGUUGUAAGACGUAAUAGUGAAGAUAAUCAGGCAAAAGCUCUGUCCCACUCUGCAGAGACUAUAAAAUCCAAUGGAGUCCUCAGUGAAGAACCAGAAAAAAAGGAAGUGAUAAAAAAUGAAGAAGUGCUUGAUAAUAUUAAGCACAUAGAAAUUGGAGGUAAAUCUCGGAUUGGAAAAAGCAUGUAUGGACUGCGCAUUCUUAAGACAGUGAGCCAGCUGACAAUUACAGUCAGGAAGGGCUUUGGAAUCUGGUACUCCAGUUACUUCGGAGCUGCAUCACUGUUCACCAACAGAGUAUUUGUGGCCUUUAUAAUCUGGGCUUUGUUUGCCUAUAGCAGCUUUGUCAUUCCCUUUAUUCAUCUUCCAGAGAUAGUCAAGCAGUACAAUUUAUCUAGUCAGAACAAUAUAUUUCCUUUGACGUCCAUUAUAGCAAUUGUUCAUAUUUUUGGUAAAGUGAUCCUUGGAAUCAUCUCUGAUCUCCCUUGCAUCAGCACUUGGAAUGUCUUCCUCAUGGCUAACUUUACCCUGGUCACCUGCAUUCUUACUUUGCCACUAAUGCAAACAUACAUUAGUUUGGCUGUGGUCUGUGCUCUAAUAGGAUUUUCUAGUGGCUACUUUUCUCUAAUGCCUGUUGUGACUGAAGAUUUGGUUGGAACUAAACACCUUGCAAAUGCCUAUGGCAUCAUCAUUUGUGCCAAUGGAAUAUCUGCAUUGCUUGGACCACCCUUUGCAGGUUGGAUCUAUGACAUCACACAUAAAUAUGAUUUUUCUUUUUAUAUAUGCGGCUCGCUAUAUAUGGUGGGAAUAUUAUUUUUAUUUAUGCAACCUUAUAUUGGAAAGAAAAAAUCACAAGAAAAAUCUACUGAAGAGGCACAAGUAUAGAAUGAAUUCCAGAUAUUUGGUUUUUUUUUACACAAUUUAUUUCUUUCCAUGUUUCUACUGCAUGCAGUUUAAAGCUGUUUUUCUUAAGGAACCAACCACAUUGAGCUGUGCUUAAGUACUUAUGUGAAAGGAAAAUGUGCACCAAAAUUAUGAUAAUUCAUUAGAAAUACGCUUUUAAAAUGACUUAAGAUCUUUCACUUCGGUACAAACAAAAGCACACUGGCAGUCUUAGAAUCGGAGCGAUGUUAGAAAUAUUUACUUUUGAUUCUCUUAACUUUUCAUCACUAACCUUUGGUGAAACUCCACUGACUGCAGUGCAGUCACUUCUGAUUUACACUAGUCCUGUAAGAUAGUUUUAUCGGGAUGCAAAUGAUUUAUAAAAAUCCGUCUACAGAGUAUCCUAUCUGAGUUAGAACAUAUAAGAAAAUGAUUGUAUUUCUUACCCAGCUAGUCAAGUACUGCUGAAAUGCUAGCACAGCACUUCAAUGAGUUCAGUGUAUGAAAAUUCAAGAUUCUGUGAUGCAAAGCUGAAGAAAAAUAUUUAUGUUUUUCUGAAAGGGCUCUCUACUUGAAUCAUUUUUUAUUUUUAUUUUUAAUUAUCAAGUGCGUGAUAAAUUAGCCAUCCUCAAUAUGUGGGCUGUGUUAUACAUGCUCUGACACUUAAUGCACCUGAAGGAAAGCAAACAGAAAAGCAAAACCAGAAAACUGAUGGAAAAUACUAAUUUGAUUCUUCAACAGAAAUGAUAAGCAGCAAAAGCUGAUGAUCUCUUACACAGUUCCACAUGCAUGAGUUACCACAUUCAGAUAGACUGAUUUCUGAUUGCAGGUUCAACUUCUCCAGCAGUUACUCAUGAUUUGUGUUGAUGGAAUUGAGAACAGAAUAUGGAACCGUGUAUACAGUUUUCUAGUUCUGCUCACUGAAAUUCAGCUCUAUUAUUGUGGACAACAUCCAACACCCAAUCCAACAUCCAAGUUGGAUUUCACUGUAGCUGUGUUAACUGUCCUAGAGCUGCUGAUCAUACCUGUAUCAGGUAGAGAUACCCAAGAUGAGAAGAAAAGCUUUCUGCAUUUACAAAUACAGAAAUUUUUAUUUAUGCUUUGAAAAGUUAAACUUGAUCUGACUCUUGUCUGCAGUCUUUUAUGAUGGAGAAAUAAUUUAUUUAAAUGAACAAUAGCCCCAUCAUUGUAAAACAAAACAAAACAAACCGGUAUAUUUAAGGGAGCAAAUGCUAUUGUUAUGGUAUAUCCAGGUUCUUACAGGUUCUUAAGCCUGCCUUGUUGUUUGGGACCUCACAGCGAAAGCAUUGCACCACAGACUGGAAAAUAUUUCCAGAAACAGUUUGACCUUUCUGGCCGCUGUCUGUCUGGGACAAGUAAGCUGUACUAAAGAAAUAGAGCUGGGCAAAAGUGCCCAAAUACAGCGUAAGAA